This is a messenger RNA of Penaeus vannamei (Pacific white shrimp), 1737 nucleotides long. The record is from RefSeq and is a predicted model, not a curated record. NCBI's taxonomy places the organism in Eukaryota, Metazoa, Arthropoda, Malacostraca, Decapoda, Penaeidae.
CUAGAAGACCUAGAGCCUCUGCUGUGGAGAGAAAACCAAGUCAACCCCAGGCUCGCGAGGGUAGGGGGAGAAAGUCGAGCGCUCGGCCACCUCGGUUGGAGGAUGAGCCGGGAUCGCCUAAGAUGAAGAAAGGGACAGAGGGUAAGAGGAGACAAUCUAUGAAAGGCAAGAAGUUAGUCAGUAAAGCAAGAAAAUUUGGAUCACAUAAGGGCGGGAAAAUGCAAGGAAAAUACGCUGCUAAACGGAGAAGAGACUUGGGAAACAGGAAAAAAACUAGAAAAUCCCCAUCUCGUAAGCCUUCUCUCGACGAUAAUGUGAACAGAAACCCCGGAUCACAUAAUAAAGGGACAGAGGGUAAAAGGAGACAAUCUAUGAUAGGCAAGAUGUUAGUCAGUAAAGCAAGAGAAUAUGGAUCACAUAAGGCGGGGAAAUGCUAGGAAAGUACGCUCCUAAACAGACAAGAGACUUGGGAAACAAUAAAAAAACUAGAAAAUCCCCAUCUCGUAAGCCUUCGCUCGACGAUAAUGUGAACAGAAACCCCGGAUCACAUAAUAAAGGGACAAAGGGUAAAAGGAAACAAUCUAAGAUAGGCAAUAGGUUAGCCAGUUUAACCAGAAAAUAUGGAUCGCAAAACGUCGUGAAAAUGCUAAAAUUGCCCGCCGCUGAACUAAGAAAGUUCGAAAGAAAUAAAAAGACUAUAAAAUCCCGAUCUCGUGAGCCUUACACUUUGAUCCCUUCGCUCGACGAAGGUGUGAACAGAAACCCCGGAUCACAUCAGAAUAAAGGGACAGAUGGUAAAAAGAAGCAAUAUAUGAUAGGCGAGAAGUUAGUCAGUAAAGCAAGAAAACUUGAAUCACAUAAGGGCGGGAAAAUGCUAGGAAAGUACGCCGCCAAACUAAGAAAAGACUUUGAAAACAAUAAAAAAACUAGAAAAUCCCCAUCUCGUAAGCCUUCGCUCGACGAUAAUGUGAACAGAAACCCCGGAUCACAUAAUAAAGGGACAGAGGGUAAAAGGAGACAAUCUAUGAUAGGCAAGAUGUUAGUCAGUAAAGCAAGAGAAUAUGGAUCACAUAAGGGCGGGGAAAUGCUAGGAAAGUACGCUCCUAAACAGACAAGAGACUUUGGAAACAAUAAAAAAACUAGAAAAUCCCCAUCUCGUAAGCCUUCGCUCGACGAUAAUGUGAACAGAAACCCCGGAUCACAUCAGAAUAAAGGGACAGAGGGUAAAAGGAAACGAUCUAAGAUAAGCAAGACGGUAACCAGUGAAGUAAGAAAGUAUGGAUCAUCUAAGUUCGGGGAAAUGCUAGGAAAGUACGGUCCGUAUAAAAGUUUGACUGACCCUAAGACGAAAUAUCAGAGGAAAAGCAUCAGGAAUUGAGAAGCCAAAGAAAAGGAUGGGAAAAGCCAAAGUGUCAAGCAGUAAAGCAAGAAAAUCUGGAUCAUCUAAGGGCGGGAAAACGCGGGGAAAGAACGCCGCUGAACCUGCAAGAAACUUGGAAAGGAAGAAAAAAAACUAGAAAAUCCCGAUCUCGUAAGCCCUACACCGAUCCAUCCGCUCGACGAUGAUGUGAACAGAAACCCCGAAUCACAUAAGAAUAAAGGGACAGGGUAAAAGUAGACAAUAUGGUAAGCCAAGAGGCAAGUCAGAGCGGCAAGAAAACCUGGAUUAUCUAAGAAAAAACAAAAGAUUCGUACCGAAAUAUAUGGGCAUAUUUGCCAAAAAAAAAAAAAAAAAAA